AUGUGCAGCAGCGCCCUGGCCGCCCCCGCGUCCUCCAGUGCAGCUCAGAACUCCGAGCGUGCAGCCCGGGCCGAGCGGCCGGUCGCCCCGUCCGCCGUCGCCGGGGGUGAGGAUGACGUGGUCCGGGCGGGAGGCCCGCCAACUGCAGCAGCCCCGCCGAGGGCCGCCGCGCCUCCGGCUCCCCAGGCCCUGAGUCCAGCGCGCCCAGAGCCCGAAGGUGCCCGGCGCCCGCGCCGGGGCCGCUGCAGCAGUCCGCGGGCAGCGCAGCCGCUGAAGGCGCCGGGGGCCGGAGCCCUGAACUCGCUCCCUCCGCACAAACCCAGACCCGGCGGCGCGCCGGGGACCCGGCUGCGGCGGGCGAUUCCGCGCCUCUGGGGGCUGCAGCCGCCCCCGGACUCCCCGAAGGGGCCUGCGGUGCGGGGCGACCCGGCCGCCGCGCGCUCCUCUGGCCGGCGGACCAGCACCGCGAGCGAACGACUGCAUCAGCUGCCUCGGGCCGGGAGCGGCCGACACAAGGAGAGGGGGCAGCGCGGCGGCAGCUUCGGCAGCGAGCGCGGCCUGGGAGGCUGCGGGGCGCCCCCUCACUCCCCGCCGGGUGGCAGCCCCGGAGCGGGCGGGGGGCGCCGGAGGCACACUCCGGCGAUGAAGCGGCUUCCCCCUCGGCUGGUGCGAGUCGGGGCCAGGGUCCAAGGACAAAAAUGGGAACGAGGUGGCCAGCUCCGGCGGCGGCGAACGCUUAAGGACACCGCGCCAGUUCUUCCCUUCCUUCCUUCCGAGGUAACUGUGCACCACACCUGGAAUGCCGUCCUGCACCCCGUCGUCUACCUCACGGCGCAAGUGUGGAUUCUGUGUGCAGCCAUCGCUGCUGCCGCCUCCGCCGGGCCCCAGAACUGCCCGUCUGUCUGCUCGUGCAGUAACCAGUUCAGCAAGGUGGUGUGCACCCGCCGGGGCCUCUCCGAGGUCCCUCAGGGUAUUCCUUCCAACACCCGGUACCUCAACCUCAUGGAAAACAACAUCCAGAUGAUCCAGGCCGACACCUUCCGCCACCUCCACCACCUGGAGGUCCUGCAGCUGGGCAGGAACUCCAUCCGGCAGAUCGAGGUGGGGGCCUUCAACGGCCUCGCCAGCCUCAACACCCUGGAGCUGUUUGACAACUGGCUGACAGUCAUCCCGAGCGGGGCCUUUGAAUACCUGUCCAAGCUGCGGGAGCUCUGGCUGCGCAACAACCCCAUAGAAAGCAUCCCCUCUUACGCCUUCAACCGGGUGCCCUCCCUCAUGCGCCUGGACUUGGGGGAGCUCAAGAAGCUAGAGUACAUCUCUGAGGGGGCUUUUGAGGGACUGUUCAACCUCAAGUACCUGAACUUGGGCAUGUGCAACAUUAAAGAUAUGCCCAACCUCACCCCCCUGGUGGGGCUGGAGGAGCUGGAGAUGUCAGGAAACCACUUCCCUGAGAUCAGGCCUGGCUCCUUCCAUGGCCUGAGCUCCCUCAAGAAGCUGUGGGUCAUGAACUCACAGGUCAGCUUGAUUGAGCGGAAUGCUUUUGAUGGGCUGGCCUCCCUGGUGGAACUCAACUUGGCCCACAAUAACCUCUCUUCUUUGCCCCAUGACCUCUUCACCCCACUGAGGUACCUGGUGGAGUUGCACCUACACCACAAUCCUUGGAACUGUGAUUGUGACAUUCUGUGGCUAGCCUGGUGGCUUCGAGAGUACAUACCCACCAACUCCACCUGCUGUGGCCGCUGUCAUGCUCCCUUGCACAUGCGAGGCCGCUACCUGGUGGAGGUGGACCAGGCCUCCUUCCAGUGCUCUGCCCCCUUCAUCAUGGAUGCACCUCGGGACCUCAAUAUCUCUGAGGGUCGGAUGGCAGAACUUAAGUGUCGGACUCCCCCCAUGUCCUCCGUGAAGUGGCUGCUGCCCAAUGGGACAGUGCUCAGCCACGCCUCCCGCCACCCACGGAUCUCUGUCCUCAACGACGGCACCUUGAACUUUUCCCACGUGCUGCUCUCAGACACUGGGGUAUACACGUGCAUGGUGACCAACGUGGCGGGCAACUCCAACGCCUCGGCCUACCUCAACGUGAGCGCGGCCGAGCUCAACACCUCCAACUACAGCUUCUUCACCACUGUCACAGUGGAGACCACUGAGAUCUCGCCUGAGGAUACAACACGAAAGUACAAGCCCGUUCCUACUACGUCCACUGGUUACCAGCCGGCAUAUACCACCUCUACCACGGUGCUCAUUCAGACCACCCGUGUGCCCAAGCAGGUGGUGGUAACCGCGACGGACACCAAUGAUAAGAUGCAGACCAGCCUGGAUGAAGUCAUGAAGACCACUAAGAUCAUCAUUGGCUGCUUCGUGGCAGUGACUCUGCUAGCUGCUGCCAUGUUGAUUGUCUUCUAUAAACUUCGCAAGCGGCACCAGCAGAGGAGUACAGUCACAGCUGCCCGGACUGUUGAGAUU
This is a messenger RNA of Physeter macrocephalus (sperm whale), 2460 nucleotides long. RefSeq names its product leucine rich repeat containing 4 (gene LRRC4). The record is from RefSeq and is a predicted model, not a curated record. Gene Ontology annotation, biological process: modulation of chemical synaptic transmission; synaptic membrane adhesion; postsynaptic density protein 95 clustering. Gene Ontology annotation, cellular component: glutamatergic synapse; postsynaptic density membrane; plasma membrane. The transcript has 5 exons. Gene Ontology annotation, molecular function: protein binding. The annotation marks the transcript as partial. Lineage: Eukaryota; Metazoa; Chordata; Mammalia; Artiodactyla; Physeteridae.